Sphaerulina musiva SO2202 is the source of this 2076-nucleotide messenger RNA. Its product is annotated as Metallo-dependent phosphatase. The record is from RefSeq and is a predicted model, not a curated record. The transcript is spliced from 2 exons. Gene Ontology annotation, molecular function: hydrolase activity. Gene Ontology annotation, biological process: nucleotide catabolic process. Bases 1 to 2076 code for a protein of 691 amino acids. Lineage: Eukaryota; Fungi; Ascomycota; Dothideomycetes; Mycosphaerellales; Mycosphaerellaceae.
AUGGCUACGAACGGCAAAGGCGGCGAGGGCGCAGAGGGGAGAAGUACAAGUGGCACGGGAAGCGAGUCCAUCACCUACUCGAGUGGCAAUCAGCGGGCCACACCGGACUUGCGUUUCCUACACUACAACGAUGUCUACCACGUCGAGCCAGGCUCGCGAGAGCCUGUUGGCGGUAUUGCAAGAUUCCAGACUCUGUGCGAAGGCUAUCGAAGUAGUGCUGCGAAGUACUUGGGCCAGCCUGAGUUGCUCACCUUCUUCUCGGGCGACGCCUUCAACCCGUCUCUGGAAUCAUCAGUCACGAAAGGGAAGCACAUGCUGGCGCCACUAAAUAACCUCCAUACCGACGUGGCGUGCUUAGGCAAUCAUGACCUGGAUUUCGGUGUCGAACAGUUCCAGUAUCUGGCCGAGCGCUGCAAGUUCCCGUGGCUUUGUGCAAAUGUGCUAGAUCCCGCUCUAGGCCAGGAUAUACCUGUGGGUAAUUGCAAACGCAGCGUGAUGUUGUGUUCAAGCAAUGGGAUUCAAAUUGGAGUGAUUGGGAUUGUCGAAAGGGAGUGGUUGGACACAAUCAACACUUUACCGCCGAACCUGGUCUAUCUCAGCGCGAGCGCCACAGUUGCUGAAAUAGCACCGAAGCUUCGAGCCGAAGGCGCUGAAAUGAUUGUUGUGGUCUCGCACCAGCGGCAGCCCAAUGACGAUAAACUCGCUAGCAAGCUUCAACCGGGAGUGGCGGAUAUCAUUCUUGGAGGACACGACCAUUUCUACGCCCAUUCUAUCAUAAACGGCACCCAUGUACUUCGCUCCGGUACAGACUUCAAACAGCUCUCCUACAUCGAAGCCCGACGCAAUGGGAAAGCCUGGGACUUCGAUAUCUUUCGAAGAGAUGUAGUCUCAUCCAUUCCGUCGGACCCUUCGGCUGUAGCCAUGGUCGAGAACAUCACGGCGAAGCUACGACCUAUGCUCGAAAAACCGAUAGGCUACACUUCCGCUCCUCUGGAUGCACGCUUUUCUACGGUGCGAACCCAAGAGUCAAAUCUCGGGAAUUUCGUAUGCGAUCUGAUGCGAUACUACUAUGAUACCGAUUGCUGCAUCAUGGCCGCAGGAACCAUUCGAGGCGACCAAAUCUACCCCCCGGGCGUGCUCAGAGUGAAAGAUAUGAUGAACUGUUUUCCCUUUGAAGACCCUUGCGUCGUGGUAGCGCUACAGGGCAAGCAUAUUGUUGCGGCAUUGGAGAAUGCUGUGGGCAAAUAUCCUGCUCUUGAAGGUCGAUUUCCACAAGUCAGCAAUAUCAAGUUCAUGUUCGAUCCCUCCAAACCGGAAGGGAGCAGAUGUUCAGACAUCAGGAUCGGCGAGAAACCUGUAGACAUGGAGAAAGAGUAUACGCUAGCCAGCAGAGACUACAUGAUUCACGGCCGGGAUGGCUUCACCAGCUUGAAACUCAAGGAAGACGGAGGGCCUGCUCGGAGCAUCGUAUCAGACGAGAACGGUGGACUGAUCAGCAUGAUCAUACGACAAUACUUCAUGAGUCUGAGGAUCAUAGGGAAAUGGAAGCGGUUUGGCGGAAUGCUAGGCCAUUUCGAGCAGGUUCACGAAGGCUUGCACAAAGUGCAUCCCAUCCUCAACGCUUCGCCAGUAGAAGCCUCGGCCGCGAGCGCCAAGUCCACUGCGAACAUCGAAGUCUCCUCGGGAGAACAGACAGAAGAGACACACGGCGAGGUCCGAGAAUCACUCGUUGCGCGAGCACAGCAGCAUCGUCGGCAAAGGUCGGAGUUGACGGAACGACCAGCAAAGUCUAGAAAGCUCAACGAGCAGCAGGACUCCAGCAAAGGCGAACAAGGGUUCCAGUUGUCAGACAGUGAGGAUGAUGGCGAUGACGACCUGCCUGAUGACCCGGCUCGAGAGCGAGAGCUCGCCAUCAUGAGGAAAGUGAUGAGAAAGUGGUGGCGACUGGCUGGUCUCCCCGGGAAUCCGAGAAUGGUCGAGCAGAAAGGGGAUGAGUUCGCUGUAGCUUGGACAAAAGGUAUCGCCCCCAGGCUAGAAGGAAGAAUUAGAAUCGUUGGGAGUGCAGUAGCAGCCUAG